Protopolystoma xenopodis is the source of this 336-nucleotide messenger RNA. The record is from the annotation of a GenBank genome assembly. NCBI's taxonomy places the organism in Eukaryota, Metazoa, Platyhelminthes, Monogenea, Polystomatidea, Polystomatidae.
AUGCGCCUCUUCACCUCCACCUUCGCUCCGGCCGAGCCUGUUUCGGUAUUGGCCCUCCUCGUGGUCGUCUGUCUCGGUACAGUUGACCUGGCAACCGUCAAAGCUUCACAGAACUCGGCCAACUCGGUCGAGGCGAAAAACUUGCUCUUUUCGUCCUGGCCGACAGGCGUCGCGCUGCUUCCGGUGCCCGGAGUUCUGCCCGUCGCCAGCCCAACAGCGACGUUGACAACGUCGACGGCGACGACCACGGCGAGCGCCAAAGGGGCGCCCGGCUACCUGACGACCAGUUACGCCACCUCGUUGGGUCUGCCGGUGCUGUCGCCUCGGCCGGGCCCC